GCUCUGGCUGCCUCUCAGCAGGCCCACAUCCAGGAACUCGUGCAGCUAAACCGGACUCUCGAACAGACGAACAAGCGACUCCAGCAGGAUAUCGCGCGGGAACAAGCACGGACUAAGGAAGCUAUUCAGCAGAUCCAACUCAAAUGGCAGACCGAACGCAAGGAAUGGCACCAAGGCUGCGAGAGUGUGCAGGCCUGUCAUCGGAUUGUGCAUCUCCGGACGGUGCUGGACCUGGAGAGGGAGAGGUCGCAGGUGUUGGAAGAGAGGGAUCUUGCACGUCGGGAGAAGAGCGCGAGGCUGCAGCGGGAUUAUCGGCUCACCCUCUUUCAGGCCAAAGAAGCGGAACUGGAGGACGAGAUUCUACGACUUCAAGACGAA
Gloeophyllum trabeum ATCC 11539 is the source of this 378-nucleotide messenger RNA. RefSeq lists its product as uncharacterized. The record is from RefSeq and is a predicted model, not a curated record. The transcript has a single exon. The annotation marks the transcript as partial. NCBI's taxonomy places the organism in Eukaryota, Fungi, Basidiomycota, Agaricomycetes, Gloeophyllales, Gloeophyllaceae.